This is a messenger RNA of Diaporthe amygdali, 3999 nucleotides long. RefSeq names its product ATPase. NCBI's taxonomy places the organism in Eukaryota, Fungi, Ascomycota, Sordariomycetes, Diaporthales, Diaporthaceae. The transcript has 3 exons. The record is from RefSeq and is a predicted model, not a curated record. Bases 1 to 3999 code for a protein of 1332 amino acids. Gene Ontology annotation, molecular function: ATP binding; ABC-type transporter activity; ATP hydrolysis activity. Gene Ontology annotation, biological process: transmembrane transport. Gene Ontology annotation, cellular component: membrane.
AUGCUGGAUGCUGAAGCUGCUUCGGCAGGUCGCCCGAUGGAUCCCGAAAAGGACACUGCGGGCGAGCAAAAGACUAAGAACGGCUUCUCCCUAUCAAGCCUCAGUCUUGCGCCGACGAAGGGCUACUUUCGGCUUCUUUUCCUCACGCCUAGGGACUCGGUGCUCGAUUUCGGUUUGAUUAUCGUCGGACUUUUUGCAGCCAUUGGCGCUGGCAUCCCCUUUCCGCUGCUCGGCAUCCUCUUCGGUGAGCUUGUCGACGACCUGAACUCCACAUCAUGUAGCACCAGCAGCGCGGACGACGAAGCCAUGCAGGCUGCCGUCAACCGGAAGUUGCUGCUCGUCAUCUAUGUCACCAUCGCGAACUUCGCCCUGAUAUGGCUGAAUUGCGGCUGCUGGUCUUUGUUUGGCGAGCGCGUUGUUCGCAAGCUGCGCUACCGUUACCUCAGCGCCCUGCUGCGGCAGGAUCUGGCCUACUUCGAAACGCUGCCGGCGGGGGAUAUCGCGACGCGGCUGGACGCGGACCUGACGACCGUGCAGUCCGGCACGUCGGAGAAGGUUGGCAUCGUUGUGCAGAGCGUGUCGUACUUUGUCACGGCGUACAUCGUCGCCUUUCUCAAGGACGCCAAGCUGGCCGGCAUCCUCGUUAGCCUGGUGCCGUGCUACUUCCUCAUGGCCCUGGGCGGCAACUACUUUACCAAGAAGUAUGUCUCCCGUGUCAGUGAUGGCACCACUAAGGCCACCGCCAUCGCCUCCGAGUCGCUCGCCCACAUGCGUCUAAUUAAGGUCUUUGGCGCCGCUGGGAGGAUCGAGAGCAUAUUUGUUGGUCACCUCCGGAGCAUUCAGGGAGCCGCAGUUGGCAAAUUCCUUACUGCGUCAGUUCAGAUGGGCCUGCUGUAUUUCAUCGCGUACUGCGCUAGUGCUCUGGCCAUGUGGCAGGGUGCCUCAUUCAUCAUCAGCCAGGUUGCUCCUUUUCUGACUAUCUUUGCCAACGCGUCAAAGUCAUCUGAGAAGCUCUUCCUAACCAUCCAGCGACGGGCACCGAUCGACGGAACCGACCGGGAGAGAGGUAUCAAGCGCUCAAACAUGGAAGGCGAUAUCGCGUUUGAGGAUGUGUCGUUCAACUACCCGUCUCGCCCGGAAGUCCCUGUGCUGCAAAAGAUCAGCUUGUCCAUUCCCAGUAACAAGAUGACUGGCGUCGUUGGCCUAUCCGGGAGUGGGAAGUCUACCAUUGCCGCUUUGGUCGAGCGCUUGUACGACCCAGACGAGGGCAAAAUUACCGUCAACGGUACCGAUCUCCGCGAGUUCAAUGUGAACAACUACCGUGGUCAUGUGGCUAUCGUCGAACAGAUGCCCACCCUCUUCAACCGGUCUGUCCUAGAGAACAUCGCCCAGGGCCUCGUCGACUCCGGCCGGCCAGAACACCAAGAUCUGCAGGAAACUCUCCUCGGCGGCGCGCUCGCGCAGCUUGCAGAAGAUGGCCGCAAUGGUGGUGACCUUGAUACGCUUGCUCAGAAGGAUCCUGCAUUGCAGACUAUCGUCAGGCUCGCCCGUGAGGCGGCCGAUCUGGUUGGCGCAACAGAGUACAUCAGCAGGUUACAGCACGGACUGGCGACCACCGUCGGUCCAGGCGGCAGCAUGCUCAGUGGAGGCCAGAAGCAGAGAGCUGCUUUCGCCCGCGCCGUGAUUCGAAACCCCUCGAUUCUCAUUCUCGACGAGGCCACUGCUGCUCUUGACUCGGCUAGUGAGGCCAAGAUCCAAGAUGCUAUGGACAAGUUCUCAACAAAUCGAACCACUAUCAUUAUCGCUCAUCGUCUUUCUACUAUCAAGAACGCUGAUAACAUCCUCGUCAUGGAGCGUGGUGGAAAUGUGGUGGAGCAGGGGACGUAUACCUCCCUCAUAGAAAGAGAUGGCGUCUUUGCCUCCCUUGUGAAGCUGCAGAGCCUAAAUUCUGAUAAUGAGGAGUUGGAUCCGAGAGGCUCUGGUGAUACAACCUCCGACAUCACCAAGACCGAGAAGAAACGCGCUAGACAUGGAGAGGAGAGCCUGGCUGAUGUUGACAAACAAUCCGAAUCCGGGGAAAGUGGUGAUGGCACAAAUGCCCAUGCCCACGAAGAUACCAAAACAAGUGAACGGGGGUUCUUUUCCACCUUCGGCGCCAUCCUUGGUUUUGCCCGCCCCCAGUUUCUGUUCAUCGUCUUCGGCAUAAUCGCCGCCACCAUCGUGGGCGGCUCCCACUCAGGGGAGGCCGUCAUCUUCGGAAACGUGGUUGGCCGUCUCAACAGCUGCCAGCUGCCUUCAGAAAUCCGCGAGAGCGCCUCCCUCUUUGGCGGUCUCUUCUUUGGCCUCGCGUUGCUCGAAUUCUUCGCCAACGUUAUCAGCACCGCCUCAUUCGGCUGGGUCUCCGAGAAGCUCCUGUUCAAGACCCGAAUUCUCAGCCUGCGGUCGCUGCUCAACAAGUCCCUGCACUGGCACGACUCUGAAGGCCGCACGCCUGGCACGUUACUGGCGUACAUCAGCGCUGAUGCCAUCGCCAUGUCUGGGAUGACGGGAACCAUACUCGGAAUCACAUUCUCCGUGAUGGUGAACCUGCUCUCUGGCAUCAUCCUCGCCCACGCCAUCGCUUGGAAAAUUGCUCUCGUCUUGCUCGCCUGCGUUCCCGUGCUUCUCAUGUCUGGCUUCCUGCGUAUCCGUGUCCAAGCCAAGUUUGCAGCCAGCCAUGCCAAGGCCUUCGCGGACAGCGUGGCCAUCGCCAUUGAGGCUGUCGAUUCGAUCCGGAUUAUUAGUGCUUUUUCGCUGCAGAAAGAUGCGGCAAACACCUUCAUACGGAGUCUACGUGCACCUUACAAGGCAACACUGAAGAACAUUGUGCUCGGUAACUUCUACCUCGGAGUCAGCUUCAGUAUUGGAAACUGUGUUUACGCCCUGGCAUAUUGGUGGGGAGCCAAGCAGACCGCCAACGGCACUUACACCCAGACACAAUUCUUCAUUGUCCUUACCGCACUCCUCUUCGCUGCGCAGUCCAGUGGCCAGAUCUUUUCUCUCGCCCCGGAUAUCUCUAAGGCCGCCGUGGCGAGUCGGAGAGUUCUUAGCCUCAUUCUCCCUAAAGGCGAGAAGGCAACCCGCGUAGAGAAAGAAGCCCGACGGACCGCUGGCGAUCCUGAACAGGGAAAAAACUCACCUCUCAAACCCGAAGAACCCCGAGUGGAUGAGAAGGCAGGGAAGGGAGUCACUAUCGCUCUCAAGAAUGUCAACUUCGCCUACCCAUCCCGCCCCGAAGUCCCCGUCCUAACUGACCUCUCCCUCGAUAUCCCCGCCGGUUCCUUCGCCGCCCUGGUCGGACCCUCAGGAGCAGGCAAGUCAACUGUAGUCUCGCUGCUCGAGCGGCUCUAUGUGCCCGCCUCGGGUGCCAUCACUCUGGACGGGCUCGACAUCACCCAAGCCCCUGAGGCCGCCCCUGGGACGAUGCAGGCCUCAUUCCGCGACGAUAUCGCACUCGUGCCGCAGGACACUGUGCUUUUCUCGGGCACGGUGGGCUUCAACAUCGGGCUGGGGGCGCGGCCGGGACAGACAGCGACGCAGGCCGAGAUCGAGACCGCGGCGCGGCUCGCGUGUAUUCACGACACGAUCGCCGCGCUGCCGCAGGGGUACGACACGCCCUGCGGGCCGUCCGCCGGCCUGCAAUUCUUCAGCGGCGGCCAGAAGCAGAGGCUGUGCAUCGCGCGCGCCCUCGUGCGUCGCCCGCGCCUGCUGCUGCUUGAUGAGAGCUCCAGUGCGCUCGAUGCUGAGAGCGAGGCCAAAUGGGAGGCUGCUCUCGAGACGAUCCGCGCUGAGGGAGGGGUCACUAUCGUUGCUGUUGCGCAUCGUCUGCGGACUAUCAAGAAGGCGGGUGUCAUCUUUGUCAUUGAGAACGGGCGCGUGCUGGAUCGUGGUACGCAUGAGGAGCUUGUGGGUCGGUGUGAGAGGUACAGAAAUGAUGUGCUGCACCAGACGCUUGAGUGA